GCAAGUAACCUAAAUUUCUCUUUGGUAGUUUCCAUCUCUUUCAGCGUCAGCGCCUGGGCCUGAUCCUUAAACAUGGCGGAAGAAGCAGGCCACCGGGAACUUUGGACUCCACCACCUUGCCCUUGGUUGAUGGUGUCUGAUGAAGAUGAGAAUUUGACUUUACACUCACCCACAGGAGAACAAUUACAAAUUGUUAUACCUCCUGAGCUGCCUCAGGAAAUUGAGCAUUGUUGCUAUGGUUGGCUAAUCCUAAUCCAUAAAGGUGUAGAGCAUAAGAAACAUGAUGAGCAUUGGUUCUCUCUCUGGAAUCCAUUAACUGAUGACCGGAUACAUUUACCAGCUUUCAGUAUCGAACCCCAACAAGAAGAAAGCUCUAGCUGCAAUUGCCGCUGCAUAUUGUCAUCCCCUCCUGGUAAUGACGACUGCAUGGUUAUUGUAAUUGAGACAAAGACUCCUUGUUUCGUCUUUUGCAGGAUUGGGGAUAAACAAUGGACUGUGCAGCCCAUGCCAAUCGAUUCCGAAAAGUAUGUUUCUGGAUUAGGGUUUCCCUUUAGUCCUGUUAUCUGCAAUGGAAGAUUAUACUUUCAUACCAUGAACUACGAUAGUCGUGAACUAUUUGUGUUUGGUAUCAAGUCAGACCAUCUGGAACUAAGUAUAGCAGGCAUGGAAAUUCCUUGGGGGGAACGUGCAAGUGUAAAGAGAAUAGAUUUGGUGGAAUCCUUUGGUGAAAUUUAUGCAAUUAAUCAAGGUAGAAAAGGAGUAUAUGGCUGCCCAGAUCUGCAACGAGUAAUUUCCUUGGAACUUUACAAACUCGACUUGCCCCGAAAGGAGUGGAUUAAGGUGGAAAGUUUCAAGGACAGUGUGUUUUUCGUUUCGCUAGAUGAUAAUUCCUUGUCCUGCCCUGCAGUUGGUUUGGAAGGCAACCAUGUAUACUAUAAUACAAUAUACUCAUUCAACAUGGAAGACAAGACUGUUUCAAUUUCUUCACCUCAUUCAAAAAUUAAAAUUCAGAAGUCAGAGUAUGUUUAUAUUCGUUCUUUCUACAUCAUGCCAGACACAGACAGCAUGAGCAGUUAUGUGGAAAGGCAAAUCAGUGGAAGCCGGAAGAUAAAGCCUGAAAUUCUGAGAGAUACAGGAAGCCAUAAGGAGGAAGUUGCAGAAGCAGAGUUUGCUUACUUUGGUAAGCUUCCUUCAGACGUGCAAUCUAUGAUUGCAAAGUGUCUUGGAUUGCAUGACUAUAUGAGUUUUAGAGUUGCCAACAAAAUGUGCCGAUUGGCAGCACCUCCAAUCCGGUCCUCUCUUCCACCCUUGGUAACUUAUGAUAGUCUUUGCAAUUUCAUUGAUCCAACCUGCUGCAAAAAAUAUCCCAUUAUCAUCCCUAACAACGAAAUGAAAGAUGUCAUCAUGUGCUAUUCAAGUGACGGUUGGUGUGUGAUGUUACAAGGAGAAGACUCCAUAUUCCUUUGGAAUCCUUUCACAAACAAAACCAUUAUGCUCCCCAAUUUACCCCAUAAAUGUCGAGCGAUUGCUGCAUGUGGUUUCUCAACUUCUCCCAACUCUUCAGAUUGCGUCAUUGUUCUACUAUGCGAUGUUGAACUAAUUAUUUACAUUGACUUCAUCUGUUUAAAGGAUAAGCAAUGGAAGAGCAUUUAUGCAUCCUCAUUUGGCCGUGACACGAAAAUCUGUUAUGACAACAAUCUGUCAUUUUAUGAUGGAAAUUUCUACUUUUUUACUAAGCAUGGAAAAUUAGGAGCUGUUUAUUUAAAUGGAGAAGGGUCUGCCUCCGCACAUGUUAGGGAGUUCAAACUUCCCUUUUCUUGGCCGCACUUUCACCACGUCUUUCUGUGUCUGUUAGAAUGUGAUGGGAAGCUUUUAUCAGUUUCUGUGGACUCCUUCGGAAAAUGGGUUCGAGUUUUCAGGCUGCUUGACUCAAAGAAUCGUUGGAAAGAAGUGAGAGAUCUAGGAAAUCAUACACUGUAUAUUAGUCGUCUUUCAUCUUUCUCCAAGCCUGCGACCCUUGGAAUGAAGAACAGAGUUUAUCUCCCACGUUACUAUGGCAAGAGUGUUGUCUAUUAUUCUCUUGAUUCAAGAAAGUUUCAUUGUCAUAGUUCUGAAGAUAUUCUAGAAGACCUUGAUGCCACAAAAGAACAAUUUUUCUGUGGUUGGGUUGAAACCAAAUAUUAAAUUCUUAUUUUCUCUUGCUUUUGAUGGAAAAUUUCAAAUCUCCAAUAAUCUAAUUAUUUAUUA
Rubroshorea leprosula is the source of this 2247-nucleotide messenger RNA. The record is from the annotation of a GenBank genome assembly. NCBI's taxonomy places the organism in Eukaryota, Viridiplantae, Streptophyta, Magnoliopsida, Malvales, Dipterocarpaceae.